AUUGUUGCCCGCGCGUUUGCAGAAAGUGGGAGCGCUCUCUUCUCACCCGUCGCGGAUGGUGGCGUGCUCUUCUUCACCAGGCUUCGAUCCUCGAAAGGAAUAGCUCCCAAGUUGUCGUGGUUUUUGUUGCAUCAGGUUCCGUUUAGUGUUUGGGACGUCUGCGCGGGUUGAGUGAUGAACUUGUGCACGAUCUACUACUGUGCGUGAUUCUGGUGCUUUCAACGGUUCCGGCUGCUGUUAUCUGCGCCGCUGGUCGUCAGACGCCGUGGACUCGUAACUAUAAUACCGACCGCCACGGAAUCCUGAAAACCUACUGCAGCUACAUUCAUGGAGUCCUCACAUAGGACAGCAAACUCUUCAUGCCGCUGGACGUGCAUUCGAUCGGGAUUCUGCAAGCAGCGGCGACAGAGCCAUGCCUCCACUGCUUCGGCAAGAAAAUAUGGCCUGCUAAAGGCACUACAAUCCAAGCGUCAUAGGAGCACUCAUUGUUACAGGACAAUGUGUUUCUGGUGCCACGUCUUCCUCUGCGUACUGAGCACGGUGCCCUGCCUGGAGGCCAAGGAAGCCCCCGAGCGCUACCGCGAGCACGAGUACUUCCUGCGCAAGAUCUUUGACAAGUAUGGCCACAAUGGAGUCAUGAGCUUCGAAGGCUUUGAGCACCUGCUGGAGAACCUCGGGCUGGCGCAGAUCGUUUUCCAUGACCACGACCUCUCCCUGCACCGGCCAGAGGGUGCAACGGGCUUCGUGAACCAGCACCCGCACCACGACCACAGCGGGGCCGCCUUCAGAGGUCAGUCUGGCGACGAUGGAGAGGGCCACGAUCACGAGGACCAUCAUGGUCACAGCCACAACAAGCGCAGCGGGGAUGCACCCGACGCAACAGAAAACGAUGUGGCCUCCAGGGUGGGAAGAGGCGUACCUAGUCAAGAGCCAUCAGUCAAGGCAUCUUUCAAUGCUACAGGUCUUGUGGAUGUACCAAACCCUACUCAAAAGGCUACUAGCAUCACCUUUGAAAAGUGCCUAACUGCUACGGAAAUACUGCACACUUUCGACAUUAGCCCCGAGAAGAGCUCUAUCAACCUUGAGAGCUUUCGGUACCUCUGCCCAGCCAUUAUUUACCAGCUUGACCAGAAGCACUGCUCUACACCUGUUUCCAGCAAGCACAUUCAUCAUCAUAGCGAUGGUGAGGGAGUCACAGUGGAUUUUAAAGUCUGGAUGUACGCCUUCCUCGGAGUGCUGGCCAUCAGCCUGUGUGGCCUGGUGAGCGUGGCCAUUGUGCCACUCAUGAAGAAAGUGUUCUACCAGACACUCAUACAGUUCCUGGUUGGGCUGGCCAUCGGCAGUCUCACGGGAGACGCUAUGCUUCACCUGCUGCCCCACGCGAUGUCGGGCCACCAUGAUCACUCCGAGGAAGGAGAGGGGGAGGAGUUUGUGUGGCACGGGCUCGCUGCUCUCGGCGGCAUUUACGUGUUCCUCAUUGUGGAGCGCUUCCUCUCCAUUCACUCCAACCACAAGCACCGCAAGCACAGUCCAAAGUCUAGCAACAGCAUCCAGUCAACCCACACACCAAAGAGGCUACGAAGCGCAGUGCAGGAGGAGCACAGCCGGGCAAUGGAUGAGAAGCUUUCCCAUCACAAGCGGGGAUCCUACAGUUUUAUGGACCCCUCGGGAAUGGAAGCCCUUGAGCACUUGACAGCCGUCCCAGCGGAAGAGCUGGAGCUGUCACCACUCGGUGACAAUGGUGGCGGAAACGGCUACAUGGAGAUCGUGGACUUGAAAGACCAUGACCACCAUUUGCAUGCCGGUGACGGUGAUGCCCCACUCCAGCCAGACAAGAGCCAGGACCUGGUGGUGAUUGUGAAAAAUGGGGGCUCCAAGAUGGCCGCCGGCAGGUGCCCCCCCUCGCCUCCGACCCCCGAGGAGGACAGCAGCCACCGGCACCCGCUGUGCCAUGGGUCACGGGACCCCGGCACGGAGGAGUGCCACACGGAGACGCUGGUGUUCCGGCAGACAGGCGAGGAGCACAGCUUCACCCUGACGGUGGCUGACCACCACCACCACCACCACCACCACGGGCACAGCCACGAGGUGCCCUCCACAGUGGCGGCCAUGGCCUGGAUGGUGAUCAUCGGGGAUGGCCUACACAACUUCUCGGAUGGGCUGGCCAUCGGUGCUUCGUUUGCAUCGGGUCUUUCCGGAGGCCUCAGCACAACUAUAGCCGUCUUUUGCCACGAACUCCCACAUGAGCUAGGAGACUUUGCCGUCCUCCUGAAGGCAGGCAUGUCGGUGAAGCAGGCCAUGCUCUACAACAUCCUCUCGUCCAUCCUGUGCCUCGUGGGAAUGGCCAUCGGCAUCUCCCUGGGCAACAUCCAUUCAGCUUCAUCGUGGAUUUUUGCCGGCGUGGGUGGCAUGUUUCUAUACAUUGCCCUCGUGGAUAUGCUUCCCGAACUGUCUGUGAACCCGAGCCACAGCAACUCCAGAGCGGUGCAUCAACUUGGAAUACAGCUACUGGGCAUCUCUCUAGGCAUCAGCACCAUGUUUGUCAUUGCCCUCUAUGAACGAGACCUUCAAGGGCUCAUGAGCUCGUAGCACUUAUGAGCUAUACUCCGUCGCAGAUUUUUACCUUCUUAAUGUGCGAAAAGACAUCUUUUUCUUUUUCGUGUUGUGGUGCAUAGGCAGGCAGGGGAACCGGCCGGAGCCCUUCCUAGAUGGCUGGUCCCACAUACACACCGAUGUGCCUCCUAAUUUUCCCACAUGUCAGUUUUUGUUGUUGUUUUUUUCUCUUUAUUUUGGUUGUUCUUUUGCAAACAUGUCUGCUAAAGAAAACUCCCAAGCAAAACUUUCUGGAAAUACUACCACAUUUAUAUGUUACCUCCUUAAUUUAUGCUUGGUUUUACCUUGAUGUCUGCCUGAGCUACUACUUUACUCCUGUGUGGCAAUCUGGGCAAUCACGCCCUCCAUGUGCUCUUGAUGAAAUUAUCAUGUUUCCUAAUGCUUGCAACACCUUUUUUGCUUCAACUCCAUGUUGGAUAGUCUUUUCCUGGCUGUUCAGAUUUCACUGAGCUUUUAUCCAGACUUUCUAGUUUUCUUUCGUGUGCAUGUUUGGACCAAAUGUCAAGGAGCCAUUGGCCAUUUUAUGAGGUGUUGAUGCUUGUUCCUGAUGCGUUUUUGUGGCCCGGCGUUCGGACGCCACUACAUUGUUUCCACGUUAGCUUCAUUUUCUUGCAUAUUUUAUUUUUGAACACUAGGUUACACAAUUGUUGCUCAAAUUGAGCAACCUAUUAUAUAUAAAACAUUUUGAAAAUAAAAUUUUGAAGGUGCUUGAA
This is a messenger RNA of Ixodes scapularis (black-legged tick), 3326 nucleotides long. Its product is annotated as zinc transporter ZIP10. The transcript has 13 exons. Gene Ontology annotation, molecular function: zinc ion transmembrane transporter activity. NCBI's taxonomy places the organism in Eukaryota, Metazoa, Arthropoda, Arachnida, Ixodida, Ixodidae. Gene Ontology annotation, biological process: intracellular zinc ion homeostasis; zinc ion import across plasma membrane. Gene Ontology annotation, cellular component: membrane. Bases 328 to 2589 code for a protein of 753 amino acids. The record is from RefSeq and is a predicted model, not a curated record.